This is a messenger RNA of Xenopus laevis (African clawed frog), 936 nucleotides long. RefSeq lists its product as uncharacterized. Bases 1 to 633 code for a protein of 210 amino acids. Lineage: Eukaryota; Metazoa; Chordata; Amphibia; Anura; Pipidae. The record is from RefSeq and is a predicted model, not a curated record. The transcript is spliced from 2 exons.
AUGCCGCUGUCCAUCCAUUCACACUGGGGAUUGUGUCGGUGCUGCUUUCUUCUGCGUCUCUGUCGCUCAGCCGGCCCCAAAACAGAUAUUGUCACAGUCGCUUCCAGUCAGCCCUACGCUGCCGCUAUUAUCACUAAGCCUGUCAAUUACUUCUUUCUCUUCCUCGCUUUAUCCGAGCUGCCUGGUCCUCAGCUCCCUGUCCCAGUGACAUUCCCAUUGCCUAGCACAGUGUCACUGCUGUCGCCUCUGUCAUUCUGCCUCUCCCUCUCCUCUCGCUUUGCUGGGCUGCAGGCUUGGUGUUCGCGCAGGCGCAGUAGACAUCACUUUGCUACGCAGGCUGGACACUACCUGUCAGUGCAGUUUAGGGAGGAGCACGAAAGGCUGAUGAUUGUGGCACGCCGUGUGGGAAACUUGAAUAGAAGGGUAACAGUUAAGCGUGAAGGUGAUACAUUUCUUACUAUCAGCAGAGGAAUGGCAGCAGCUGAUGGAUCUAAUUGUAUCAGUCGCUCUGUGACAAGCUUUAGUAAAUAUACAGGUGAUUUCUCAAUGCGACAUUGUGGCCCAACAGUCAUGGGAGCAGAUGGAGGACAAAAUGGGGAGGCCACAAGAAGAAAAGCAAAGAAAUUGAAAUAACCACGCUGUAGAGCUCCUCCAGAUCAUUAAAAUGAGUGAUCUGCCAUCUCUUCAGUUUGCUUCUAUCGAAAGUUAUACUAGAUGAAAAUCUGCUGGUGGGCCUGGGUCAAAGCCCCAUUUCUCAAUUUAUUGGAACAGCUCUGUUCACAACAAAUUACACUUGUGUGAACCUGACUGGAGUGCACCCUAUACCCCACCUGGUGGCAGCCCUGCAAUUGGGCUAAAGCUUAUGUUGCUGAGCCAUGUAUCAGUUAAUUGUAACAAUUAAAGGAGAAGGAAAGGCUUGGUGUACUUGGGGGUGCC